AUGAGUGCUAUCGAUAUAGAGCUGUUGAUACGUUUGGUUGAGAAAAAGCCCGUGCUAUGGGACAAAACUCAAGUGUACUACAAGAACCGGCAGCCGUGCUUCACCGCUUGGAGGGAAAUAUGCCUUGAGUUAAAUAAAAACUUUGAAACGCUGUCCGAGAGGGAAAAAAACAAUUUUGGAAGGGAUAUUAUAAAAAGAUGGAACAAUGCAAGAGAUAGCUGGAUGAAAUAUCACAAGAAAAUUAAAGGAUACAGUCCUGGUGCAAAAAAACAACGAAAAUAUAAAUUCUACGAUCAAAUGCUCUUUUUGAGAAAAAUCUUCGUUCGCCGAAAGACGGAGGAGAUCAAAUCACAAAAAACUAGAAAAAUUAACUUAAAUAAAAAAAAAGAACAAUCUGACACUGAAGAAAGUGACUCUCAAAUUGGUAAUGAACUUAGCACACUAGAGAAUACUAACGACGAGAACGAAAGAAUCAUGAGAGUGACAGACUGUAACGAAAGUGAUCGACUCCCCACAGUCACAUCUGUAGAAGAUAUGAGUAAGAGUAUGUGUUUUUUCAGAAGCAUUGCUCCCAUUGUGGAAAAAUAUAACGACGAUGAUUAUAUAGAAUUUCAAUAUGAAGUCGUUAAAGUUAUGAAGAACUUAAGCCGAAGAAAUCAGGAGGAAUUUAUUGAUCAAGCUUCAUUCGAGAACACGGUAGAUGAAAAUCGGACAACAGAUCCUAUUCCAUUCACUCCCAGCAUAUGUCCACAAAAAGUAGAGCCACAGGAACUGCUGCAAGAAGAUGAAGAAGGUUUAAACUAA
This is a messenger RNA of Leptosia nina, 804 nucleotides long. NCBI's taxonomy places the organism in Eukaryota, Metazoa, Arthropoda, Insecta, Lepidoptera, Pieridae. The record is from the annotation of a GenBank genome assembly.